GCUGGGCGCCGGGCAUUUUUUCGGCGCGUGUGGAGCAGUCGCUGUCGCCCGGUGUGCAGGCAAACUCAUGGAUCCCGGCGGACGGUGGCGAAACCUGCCCAGUGGGCCCAGCCUAAAGCACUUGACCGACCCCUCUUACGGGAUCCCGCGGGAGCAGCAAAAGCCAGCGUUGCAGGAGCUGACGCGGGCGCAUGUCGAGUCUUUCAACUACGCUGUGCGCGAGGGGCUCAGCCACGCGGUGCAGGCUGUCCCUCCCUUUGAAUUUGCUUUCAAAGAUGAGCGGAUAUCUCUCACCAUCGUGGAUGCUGUCAUCAGUCCUCCAGCCGUUCCCAAAGGGAGCAUCUGCAAAGAGCUCAACGUUUAUCCAGCAGAGUGCCGAGGCCGGAGGAGCACCUACCGAGGAAAGCUGACAGCCGAUAUCAGCUGGUCGGUGAAUGGGAUCUCAAAAGGAGUCAUUAAGCAGUUUCUGGGCUAUGUCCCCAUCAUGGUGAAGUCCAGGCUCUGCAACUUACACAGCCUUCCUCCGAAAGCCCUCAUCGAGCGCCGCGAGGAAGCAGAGGAAAUGGGAGGCUAUUUUAUCAUCAAUGGCAUUGAAAAAGUCAUCCGAAUGUUGAUUAUGCCUCGCAGAAAUUUCCCCAUUGCAAUGGUAAGACCAAAGUGGAAAAGCAGAGGGCCUGGCUACACUCAGUAUGGAGUUUCAAUGCACUGCGUGAGAGAGGAGCAUUCCGCUGUCAACAUGAACCUUCACUACUUGGAGAAUGGCACGGUCAUGCUCAACUUUAUUUACCGGAAAGAACUGUUUUUUCUUCCUUUGGGAUUUGCACUUAAGGCACUCGUCAGCUUUUCCGAUUAUCAGAUUUUUCAGGAGCUCAUCAAAGGAAAGGAGGAUGACUCUUUCUUUAGGAACUCGGUUUCUCAGAUGUUAAGGAUCGUAAUGGAAGAGGGAUGUUCCACACAAAAACAGGUCCUUAACUAUCUGGGGGAGCGCUUCAGAGUGAAACUCAGCCUUCCUGACUGGUACCCGAACGAACAAGCUGCAGAGUUUCUGUUCAGCCAGUGUAUCUGUAUCCACCUGAAAUCCAACACUGAGAAGUUCUAUGUGCUUUGUCUCAUGACCCGGAAGCUCUUUGCUUUAGCCAAAGGAGAGUGCAUGGAGGAGAAUCCUGACAGUUUAGUGAACCAGGAAGUUCUAACUCCUGGUCAGCUCUUCCUCAUGUUUCUGAAGGAAAAAUUGGAAGCUUGGUUAGUGUCUAUUAAAAUAGCUAUAGACAAGAAGUCUCAGAAGACCAAUGUGACCUUAAACAGUGAAAAUUUGAUGAAGAUUUUUAGUCUGGGACUAGACCUUACAAAACCAUUUGAAUACCUUCUUGCUACUGGGAAUCUACGUUCUAAAACAGGUCUUGGCUUCCUACAAGAUUCUGGACUUUGCGUCGUGGCCGACAAGCUGAACUUCAUACGCUAUCUCUCCCAUUUCCGCUGUGUGCACAGAGGGUCCGAUUUUGCUAAAAUGCGGACCACCACCGUGCGCAGGCUGCUGCCAGAGUCCUGGGGCUUCCUUUGUCCUGUGCACACCCCUGACGGGGAGCCCUGUGGUCUGAUGAACCACCUAACUGCCAUCUGUGAGGUUGUCACACAGUCUGUGUACACAGCAUCUAUUCCGGCUCUACUCUGCAACUUGGGGGUCACUCCAGCUGACGGAACUCCACAUCGGCCGUACAGUGAGUGCUAUCCUGUCCUGCUGGACGGCGUCAUGAUUGGCUGGGCCAGUAAGGAGAUUGCCCCUGGCAUUGCGGAUUCUCUCCGACGUUUUAAGGUGUUGAGAGAAAAAAAAAUCCCUCCCUGGAUGGAGGUGGCCCUGAUCCCCAUGACAGGAAAACCAAGUCUAUACCCAGGAUUGUAUCUUUUUACCACUCCUUGUCGACUGGUGCGGCCAGUGCAGAACUUGGAACUAGGCAAAGAAGAACUGAUUGGAACUAUGGAACAGCUCUUCAUGAAUGUUGCCAUCUUCGAGGAUGAGGUUCUGGCCGGAGUCACCACGCACCAGGAGCUCUUCCCUCACAGCCUGCUGAGUGUGAUCGCCAACUUCAUCCCUUUCUCAGAUCACAACCAGAGUCCGAGAAACAUGUACCAGUGCCAGAUGGGUAAGCAGACCAUGGGCUUUCCACUUCUUACUUUUCAAGAUCGAUCAGAUAAUAAGCUAUAUCGUCUUCAGACUCCACAGAGCCCUUUAGUAAGACCAUACAUGUAUGAUUAUUAUGACAUGGAUAACUAUCCAAUUGGAACAAAUGCCAUUGUUGCUGUUAUCUCUUACACUGGCUACGAUAUGGAAGAUGCCAUGAUUGUGAAUAAGGCCUCUUGGGAACGAGGCUUUGCCCAUGGGAGUGUCUACAAGUCUGAAUUCAUAGAUCUGUCUGAAAAAAUUAAACAAGGAGAUGAUAGUCUGGUCUUUGGAGUCAAACCUGGAGACCCACGGGUUCUGCAGAAGUUGGAUGAUGAUGGAUUGCCAUUUAUUGGAGCACAACUGAAGUAUGGAGAUCCAUAUUACAGCUACCUAAACCUCAACACCGGGGAAAGCUUUGUGAUGUACUAUAAGAGUAAAGAAAACUGUGUUGUGGAUAACAUCAAAGUGUGCAGCAAUGAUACCGGAAAUGGCAAGUUCAAGUGUGUGUGCAUCACGAUGCGAGUCCCCCGGAACCCAACAAUUGGGGAUAAGUUCGCCAGUCGUCACGGGCAGAAGGGCAUCUUGAGUAGGCUGUGGCCAGUGGAGGACAUGCCAUUCACCGAGAGCGGGAUGGUCCCUGACAUUCUGUUCAACCCCCAUGGUUUUCCAUCUCGCAUGACCAUAGGCAUGCUGAUCGAGAGCAUGGCUGGCAAGUCCGCAGCUCUGCACGGGCUCUGCCACGACGCGACCCCUUUCACCUUCUCAGAGGAGAACUCAGCCCUGGAAUACUUUGGCGAGAUGCUGAAGGCCGCUGGCUACAACUACUAUGGCACCGAGAGGUUGUACAGCGGCAUUAGUGGGCUGGAGCUAGAAGCAGACAUCUUCAUAGGCGUGGUGUAUUACCAGCGUUUACGCCACAUGGUCUCCGACAAAUUCCAAGUGAGGACCACAGGAGCCCGAGACAAAGUCACUAACCAGCCUAUAGGGGGGAGAAACGUCCAGGGUGGAAUCCGUUUUGGGGAGAUGGAGCGGGACGCCCUUUUAGCUCAUGGUACAUCUUUUCUCCUCCACGACCGCCUCUUCAACUGCUCGGAUCGGUCAGUGGCCCACGUGUGCGUGAAGUGUGGCAGUCUGCUCUCCCCGCUGUUGGAGAAGCCGCCCCCAUCGUGGUCCGCCCUGCGCAACAGGAAGUACAGCUGUGCCCUGUGUAACCGCAGUGACACCAUCGACACCAUCUCCGUGCCUUACGUCUUUCGGUAUUUUGUAGCUGAACUGGCAGCUAUGAACAUCAAAGUGAAGCUGGACAUCGUUUAACCUGACGCAGGUCUUUUGGGUCAAGACCGCUAUCAGAUUAAAACAAGAUGUCGUUCUGGUGAGGCUAUUAAUAGUUAUUACUCUGGAGUUUUUCAUGGUUGUCAGAGCUCUCAAUCAAGACCUGGCCACUCAGAAGGCAGACUUUCUCAGUUGCUCUAGUAUAACUACUGAAGGUGACUUUCAGUAUGUUUAUUCUUUAAAAAUCAUAUGCUGACAAAUAAAAGGAUAUUCAGGGGAAGGUGUUUAACCCCAGGUUCUCUGCAUCCUGCUUUCAGCAGGCAGUGACUGUCAAAACAUCUAUCUGUCCAUGUAGAGCAGAGCAGUUCAAUAUAAACACAGUGUAAGCAUCUAUGUAAUUUUAUAUUUUCUUACAUUAAAAAAUAGAAGGUAGAAAUUUUUAACAGCUUUAUUGAAGUAUAUAUUUACACAAAAUGCACGUUUAAUGUAUAUAAUUAAGUGGGUUUGAACAUAAGCACACACCUGUGAAUGAUCACAACAGUCAUGGUAAUAAACAUCACCUCCAAGUUU
Odocoileus virginianus texanus is the source of this 4003-nucleotide messenger RNA. It is a transcript of the gene POLR1B, whose product is annotated as RNA polymerase I subunit B. Gene Ontology annotation, molecular function: ribonucleoside binding; DNA binding. Gene Ontology annotation, biological process: DNA-templated transcription. Lineage: Eukaryota; Metazoa; Chordata; Mammalia; Artiodactyla; Cervidae. Gene Ontology annotation, cellular component: RNA polymerase I complex; nucleus. The record is from RefSeq and is a predicted model, not a curated record.